Messenger RNA from Salvia hispanica, 318 nucleotides. NCBI's taxonomy places the organism in Eukaryota, Viridiplantae, Streptophyta, Magnoliopsida, Lamiales, Lamiaceae. The record is from RefSeq and is a predicted model, not a curated record.
AUGGUUAGCUUUUGGGUUGUGAUUGCGAUCGCAGCUAUUGUUUUUGUUGUGAUAUGGAUACUCGACGACGAUGACCCUCCUCGUCACGAAGGAGACAAGGCCGAGCUACACGAGAAGCUCGAGAAAAUUGAGCACGACGUCGUUGGCAGCGAUGGGAGUUUGAGCGAAGCCGGAUGCACCAUUUGCCUAGAAGGGUACGUCGCGUGGGAGCGACGCGCCACAAUCAACACGUGCGGCCAUCGCUUCCACGCGCACUGCAUCGAGGCGUGGCUGCGGGAGAACAACACUUGUCCGCUUUGCCGGCAUCAUCUUGUCUGA